CCCCGGGGACGGCACCGAGCGGGGGCGGGUCCGCGGUCGCCUGCGCGGUUCCGGGUGCUCCCGCCGCGCGCAGCCCAGGGCGCACUAGACCGGAGUCAGGCUGCGGGGAAGGGCGGGUCUGGGGAGAACCCCCGAGCGCCGCCGCGUCCCUCAGCCCCUCCUCCUCGCGGCCGCCAGAGCCAGAGCCGGCGCCACCUCGCCCCUCGGCGCGCGCGCUCCCAGCCAUGGCUUUCGCCAAUUUCCGCCGCAUCCUGCGCCUGUCUACCUUCGAGAAGAGAAAGUCCCGCGAAUAUGAGCACGUCCGCCGGGACCUGGACCCCAACGAAGUGUGGGAGAUCGUGGGCGAGCUGGGCGACGGCGCCUUUGGCAAGGUUUACAAGGCCAAGAACAAGGAGACAGGUGCCUUGGCCGCCGCCAAAGUCAUUGAGACCAAGAGUGAGGAGGAGCUGGAGGACUACAUCGUGGAGAUUGAGAUCCUGGCCACCUGCGACCACCCCUACAUCGUGAAGCUCCUGGGAGCCUAUUACUAUGAUGGGAAGCUGUGGAUCAUGAUCGAGUUCUGUCCUGGGGGAGCCGUGGAUGCCAUCAUGCUGGAGCUGGACAGAGGCCUCACCGAGCCCCAGAUUCAGGUCGUUUGUCGCCAGAUGCUGGAAGCCCUCAGCUUCCUGCACGGCAAGAGGAUCAUCCACCGGGACCUGAAGGCCGGCAAUGUGCUGAUGACCCUCGAGGGAGACAUCCGGCUGGCUGACUUUGGUGUAUCUGCCAAGAAUCUGAAAACUCUGCAGAAACGAGAUUCCUUCAUCGGAACGCCUUACUGGAUGGCCCCCGAGGUGGUGAUGUGUGAGACCAUGAAGGACACUCCAUACGACUACAAGGCUGACAUCUGGUCCCUGGGCAUCACUUUGAUUGAGAUGGCCGAGAUAGAGCCCCCGCACCACGAGCUCAACCCCAUGCGAGUCCUGCUUAAGAUUGCCAAGUCAGACCCCCCGACGCUGCUCACACCUUCUAAGUGGUCUUUGGAGUUCCGAGACUUCCUAAAGACGGCCCUGGAUAAGAACCCAGAGACCCGGCCCAGUGCCGCACAGCUCCUGGAGCAUCCCUUCGUCAGCAGCGUCACCAGUAACAAGGCCCUGCGGGAGCUGGUGGCUGAGGCCAAGGCCGAAGUGAUGGAGGAGAUCGAAGACGGCCGGGAUGAGGGGGAAGAAGAGGACUCUGUGGACCCCACCUCACCUCUGGGGAACCACACUCGGGACUCUUCUAAGGUGAGCCAGCUGAGCCUCAAUGCUGACAGUCUUCUCAAAGAAUCGUCUUUCACUCCACUGCCACCCAGCCAGUCUCAAGAAAGUGUGAAUGGGCCCAGCCAGCCCUCUGGGGACAGAUCCCUCCAGACCACCAGCCCCGCAGCUGUGGCCCCUGGCAAUGAGAAUGGCCUAGCAGUGCCUGUGCCCCUCCGGAAGUCCCGACCAGUGUCAAUGGAUGCCAGAAUUCAGGUGUCUGAGGAGAAGCAAGCCACUGACCAGGGUGGGGACCGUAGUCCAGCAGCCAACAGGUCCCAAAAAGCAAGCCAGAGCCGUCCCAACAGCAGUGCCCUGGAGACCCUGGUCGACAGUAAGCUGGCCAACGGCAGCCUGGAGCUCCCUGCCCAACCAGGCCCUUCCCAGAGGGACUCGGACUGUGGCAGCCUCUCCGCCUCUGAGAGCAUGGACUACAGCAGCUCCCUCUCAGCUGACCUGUCCCUGAACAGAGAGUCCGGCUCUCUGUCCAUCAAGGACUCAAGGCUGCACAAUAGAACCCUCAAGAGGACACGCAAGUUUGUGGUGGAUGGCGUAGAGGUGAGCAUCACCACCUCCAAGAUCAUCAGCGAAGAUGAGAAGAAGGAUGAGGAGAUGAGAUUUCUCAGGCGCCAGGAACUCCGAGAGCUUCGGCUGCUCCAGAAAGAAGAGCAUCGGAACCAGACCCAGCUGAGCAGCAAGCAUGAGCUGCAGCUGGAGCAGAUGCACAAACGUUUUGAACAAGAAAUCAACGCCAAGAAGAAGUUCUUUGACAUGGAGCUGGAGAACCUGGAGCGUCAGCAAAAGCAGCAAGUGGAGAAGAUGGAGCAAGACCACGCUGUGCGCCGCCGGGAGGAGGCCAAGCGGAUCCGCCUGGAGCAGGACCGGGACUACACCAAGUUUCAGGAGCAGCUCAAGCUGAUGAAGAAGGAGGUGAAGAAUGAGGUGGAGAAGCUCCCCAGGCAGCAGCGGAAGGAGAGCAUGAAGCAGAAGAUGGAGGAGCACACACAGAAAAAGCAGCUUCUCGACAGGGACUUCCUGGCCAAGCAGAAGGAGGACCUGGAGCUGGCGAUGAAGAAGAUCACGGCCGACAACAGGCGGGAGAUCUGCGACAAGGAGCGCGAGUGCCUCACGAAGAAGCAGGAGCUCCUUCGAGACCGGGAGGCGGCCCUGUGGGAGAUGGAGGAGCAUCACCUGCAGGAGCGGCACCAGCUGGUGAAGCAGCAGCUCAAAGACCAGUACUUCCUCCAGCGGCACGAGCUGGUGCGCAAGCACGAGAAGGAGCGGGAGCAGAUGCAGCGCUACAACCAGCGCAUGGUGGAGCAGCUGAAGGUGCGGCAGCAGCAGGAGAAGGCGCGGCUGCCCAAGAUUCAGAGGAGCGAGGGCAAGACGCGCAUGGCCAUGUACAAGAAGAGCCUCCACAUCAACGGCGCCGGCAGCCCCGCUGAGCAGCGCGAGAAGAUCAAGCAGUUCGCCCAGCAGGAGGAGAAGAGGCAGAAGUCGGAGCGGCUGCAGCAGCAACAGAAACAUGAGAACCAGAUGCGGGACAUGCUGGCACAGUGCGAGAGCAACAUGAGUGAGCUGCAGCAGCUGCAGAAUGAAAAGUGUCACCUCUUGGUAGAGCAUGAAACCCAGAAGCUGAAGGCCCUGGAUGAGAGCCAUAACCAGAACCUGAAGGAAUGGCGGGACAAGCUUCGGCCACGCAAAAAGGCUCUGGAAGAAGAUCUGAACCAGAAAAAGCGGGAGCAGGAGAUGUUCUUCAAAAUGAAUGAGGAGUCAGAGUGCCUGAACCCCGCUACCCCAAACAAGGCCACCAAGUUCUUCCCCUACAGCUCUGCGGAUGCCUCUUAACAGCCACCUGGGGCUGUGGCUGGCGGGCUGGCAGGCCUCCGGGGCCCUCCCAUUCUCUGUGAACAAGUAACUCAGGACCCCCUUCCCUCUUGCUCCCGUGCCAGCUCGAAUCCAGCCCCCAGCCUAGUGCCGCCCCAGCUGCGCCCCACAGACCCACUCUGGUGUUCCUGACUUCUCGCUCACUCACGCGGGUGAGGUUUAUUAUGUCGCCUGACCCUAAUGUUUGUUCUCUUUGAGCCCCGGAUCCCUUCAAGCUGUCAGAGAUUUGGGCUGUUGGUGGGGUCAGUGUCCAGGAGGAAUGGGCGUUCUGUGGCCUCAAGGCCCCUCCUGUUUGCCAGUACACCAGUUUUGCUGUCUGUGGGCACAAAGCACUGCCACUGAAAUCACCACGGGCUGGUCCAUAUUGUAAUUCUGGUGGCUUUUAAGCCCUUCCCUGCAGUGCCAGACAAGAAUCACGGCUCCAAACAGCCAUUUUGUUCUCAGUGGAGCCUGGCUGCAGCUAGCUGCUCAGGGGUGCUCUCAUUCCCCCAGUACCUCAGUUUGCCUUCCUCUUGAGACAAGGCUGGGUCUAUGACGGUGGGAUGAGGGAGAGUCUAAACCCUUCAUCCUGCUGGUCUCGGGGCUUUCGUGCCAUCUCCUGUCCCCCGUUUCUGCACACACACACACACACGCACGGCUUGGCUCCUGGUGUCCCCUUUUUCUGCACACACACACACGCACACAUGGCCCAGCCCCCAGUGUCCCCCUUUUCUGCACACACGCACAUUCACAGCCUGGCCCCUAGCGCUACCCAAGCUUGCCUCUGCCGUGGGCCUCUUGUGCCAGGUGGGUUGGAGCACGGUUACUGCCUGAGCCUGCGCCCCUGAGCAUAGUAGGUGGAGCCACUGGUAUGGGGUGUGCUGGAUGUUGGCACCAGAGGCACAGGGUGGCACAGGCUGAAGUGCCGGUCCACAGUUCCUUUUGGCCCCCACAUGGGAUCCUGUGUUCAGGGAUAAAUUCCUCAUCACACAAGACCUUCACUACCCAGUCUGCUCCCGUCUCACCCUUGCCCAUCCUGUCUGCAGGUGAUAUGGGAAGGCUGUUGCCCUCUGCCCCUCCUAGUUCAGGGGUCUGUCCUUACACUUCAGACAGAGGCUGGCAGUCACUGGACUUCUGUUCAGGAAGAAAAAGCAUCAGGGGGAAACGUAAUGCUUUCUUCCCCCAGGAACAUGGCAGAAGCAAAGCUUCUCUGUCUCAUGGAAUCCUGGGCCUUUGGGUUACUCAUUGGCCUCCCACAGAUUCCGAGCCCCACAGGCUGCAGGGUGUAGAUAACCCAUAAAGCAAAUGCUCAGACCGGCCUUUGGUUUAUUUACAAAGAAAACUUCUUUUCACUUUGAUUUCUAACUUGAAACAAAUAUAAAUGAAUGGCUUCUUCAGGAAGAUACCUACUUUAAAAAAAUAUAACAGCCAAGGGAAGAUGAUUUCAAGGAAUCACAUGGGCAUAUGGAGUCUGGGUGCCAUUUUGCUGGUGAUAGAGUGGCUGACACACCCCAGAGGACAUUCUCCUUCAUUCCUACAGGUUAAGGUCCAAUGCUUUGUCUUUCUGAAGCAAUUCCCUGGAAGUUUUCUUUGCACUUGUCGUAACUGGAUCUUGGAAGGGAGGGAGGCCAUUUGACCGGAGAAGGGCCUUGGGGUUCCCAAGUCUCACAUAUGCAGUAAAGAUGCUCUGAGGGCCAUGGGAAGGCAGUGGUCCUCUUAGGUUAGUGAGCAUUCAGCUUGCCUGCUUCAGUGUUUGACCCAAUGGGACAGUUUUCAGGUUUCACACAAAGGAGACAAGUGAAACAACUGUCCCUUUGAUUCUCUUUGGGGCACGUGCUGGGAGAACGUGGGCUAGCAGCAGUGUAGCUACGGAACACAGAGCCAGCUCCGCCCGGCGAGGCCAGCAGCGGCACAUUGUCAGGCAGGGCUCAUUUGGGCUUUGUUGGCAGUGUUGCCAUCUGCAGCCGGGGUGUGAGAAGGAGUAUUCGCUGAAAUGCCAGUCCCGUGGUUCAGGUGCAAGUCUUGAAUCGUUCCCUUAUUGGGCUUGUCAUUCACAUUGGAAUCUCGCUCAAGGAGGUGCUGCAUCCCUGCUCACUGCUGCCUGAGCCCCACUAGCUCCCCCGUCCUUUCUGGGUGGGGGUGGUCGGGUCUCCCAGUGUCAUGGUUGAGCCAACGUGCAAUGCCCAUCGCUGAGCAGGCCCAUGCGGUAUUCCUCGUGUCCUGGGCUAGUGUUUUCUCUGUAAGGGACAGACGGAACUGUUUCUCCUUUUCAGUCGAUUUUUGGCAGAGUAAAUAUAACUAACUUAUAUUCUCCCUUUAUGAAGGAUAGAAGUUAUUUUUAUGUAGUUUCCAAACUUUAUACGAAACGUUUGUAAAAUGUUCUCUGCAAAGUUAACUGCAAGAAUGUAAAUAUGCUUUUAAUAAAACAACAAGGUGAGAAA
Messenger RNA from Diceros bicornis minor, 5581 nucleotides. It is a transcript of the gene STK10, whose product is annotated as serine/threonine kinase 10. The record is from RefSeq and is a predicted model, not a curated record. Lineage: Eukaryota; Metazoa; Chordata; Mammalia; Perissodactyla; Rhinocerotidae. Gene Ontology annotation, biological process: protein phosphorylation. The coding region runs from base 225 to 3122 and encodes 965 amino acids. Gene Ontology annotation, molecular function: protein serine/threonine kinase activity; ATP binding. The transcript has 19 exons.